This is a messenger RNA of Alligator mississippiensis (American alligator), 4853 nucleotides long. Its product is annotated as guanylate cyclase 2G. Gene Ontology annotation, cellular component: membrane. Gene Ontology annotation, molecular function: guanylate cyclase activity; peptide receptor activity; ATP binding. NCBI's taxonomy places the organism in Eukaryota, Metazoa, Chordata, Crocodylia, Alligatoridae. Gene Ontology annotation, biological process: cGMP biosynthetic process; receptor guanylyl cyclase signaling pathway; intracellular signal transduction. The record is from RefSeq and is a predicted model, not a curated record. The coding region runs from base 1 to 3486 and encodes 1161 amino acids. The transcript is spliced from 23 exons.
AUGGCUGCAGUUUUUGCCCAUGCUAUAGUUAGUGGGCUGGACAAAACCUAUAAGAUAACUGUGGCAUUUCAGGCCCCUUGCAAUGCCUCGCAUGCCUUGAGUGCUCAAAAGCUGAGUUCAGCUAUUCAGAUUGCCAUCAGUACCGUUAAUUCAGACCCAUCUUACUUAGGUAACUUCACCUUGGAUUUUGUCUACGCUGAUUGUGGCUGUGAUGCCAAGAAGUCCCUUAAUGCUUUCAUUGACCAGGUCCAGAAGGAGAACGUGUCAGCCCUGUUUGGACCCGUUUGCUCGGAAGCAGCUGAGGUUACUGGCUUAUUGGCUUCUCAGUGGAACAUUCCCAUGUUUGCGUUUGGCCAGACUGCAAGGCUGGAUAAUACAUUUUUGUAUGACACCUAUGUCAAAGUGGUUUCCCCUCUACAAAGGAUAGGGGACGUCCUCCAUAAAAGUCUGGAAUAUUUUGGCUGGAAAUAUGUUGGUUUAUUUGGAACUUCAUCAGAUACCUCUACAUGGGAUAAAAUGGAUGAACUGUGGAUGUCUGUAGAAAAUGAACUCCGAGUCAAUAUCACCAUCACCGCUAAGGUUAGGUACAAUACAAAAGAGCCAAGUCUCCAUCAGGAACACCUCAAGUACAUAUCAUCUGUUGCCAGAAUUAUUGUUCUAAUCUGCAGCUCUGCAGAUGUCGGGCCGAUUAUGCUAGAGGCUAAACGGCUGGGAUUGCUAAAUGGGAAGUUUGUUUUCUUCAUUUUACAGCAGUUUGAAGUUGGCAUCGAUAACAGUUUUUUGGAAGAGGCACUGAGUGAUGAGAAGAACGGCAGCGGGCUGGAAAACUACCAGUCUGUAUUUGUGAUUGGCCUCCGCUCUUACGGGGGACGUGCAAUGUAUUUAGAUUUUGUGAAGCAAGUGUGGGAAAAACUGAAGGAGCAGCCUUUCUCCAGUUCACUAUCUUCAGAGGAAAAGGUGAGUCCUUAUGCUGCCUACCUGCACGAUGCAGUCCUGCUUUAUGCCUUGUCCGUGAAAGAAAUGUUAAAAGAGGGGAAGGAUAUCUGUGAUGGAAAAGCACUUGUCACCAUUUUGAAAGGCUACAAUAAAACCCGUUUGUACGGGGUUACUGGCCUGGUGUAUAUCGAUGAAUCAGGUGAGCGGUGCAUGGAUUACUCUGUCUACAAUCUGCAGAAAGCUGGGAACUCAUCGCGUUUUAUUCCCGUCCUUAAUUAUGAUGGCAAUAGAAAAACAAUCAGCCCAACAGAGGAAAUUACCAACAUCAGCUGGCUGGAUAAUUAUCCUCCUAAAGACAGACCAGACUGUGGAUUUUAUAAUGAACAGUGCAAAACUUCAGUUACAAAUGUGCCAGUGAUUGUUCUGAUUGCUGUCCUGCUGGUAACAACCUCAGGAGCUGCCAGCACUGUGGUGUUUCUAAAGAUCCAGAAAGGGAAGCUAGAAAAGCAAGUGGAUGACAUCUGGUGGAAAAUCAACUAUGAUGAUAUCAUUGUCCUUGGAGAUCAGAAGAGUCAUUUUGUAGUAUCGCAAACAAGCACACCAGUGCCUAGAGGAGAGGAAAGCGCUGAGUCCAGCUUGAUUUUUUCAAGGAAUCAGCCCUCAGUUUUGAAGGAUAGGAAAGAAGUCGUUUAUACAACAAGAGGUCUUUACCAGGGAAUUCUUGUUGCACUCAAAUACAUUGAUAACCAGACAGAUGCCUGGGUUAAGAACCAGUCAGUCCUUCAUGAGGUUCAAUUGGCCACUAACUACCAGCCUUUUGAAAGUGCCCAGCAUCAAGCAUCUGAUAUCUUCGGAAAAUCUGGCUACGAUGGAGUAUUAAGCCACUAUGUUUUAUCUUUCGUUUACCACGAGAUGCGUGAGCUGAGACAUGAGAAUCUGGUGACUUUCUUUGGCAUAUGCACUGAGGCUCCAAAUAUUUGUAUUGUUACCCAGUACUGCAAGAAAGGAAGCUUACAGGUAAAGCCUCCAGCAUUGUUUGCAACAACAACAGACUUAGUUUUUGCUUCUUUAAGAGAGCUGGCAAAAGAGCUCUUUGGAGCUCUUUUCCAGUCAGGUAGGGAUGUUUUGAGGAACUCUGAUAUUGAAUUGGAUUGGAUAUUCAAACUCUCUUUUGCCUAUGAUAUAGCCAAUGGAAUGCUAUUUAUUCACAGCAGCCCACUGAACUCGCAUGGAAACCUGAAACCUUCCAAUUGUUUGGUGGAUAAUGGCAUGCAAGUGAAGCUGUGUGGAUUUGGGUUGUGGGAAUUUAAGUACGGAAAGAAAUGCCAAGUAAUCACUGAGAAAACCACCAAAUAUGAUGAGCUCUACUGGACAGCUCCAGAACUUCUCAGGCUUGAGGAGUAUCCAUUCCAGGGGACCCAAAAGGGGGAUGUCUACAGUUUUGCUAUAAUUAUGAAAGAGCUGAUUAAUAACAAUGAGGAUGGCCCUUUUCACGACCUGGACCAGGAAGCAGAAGAGAUCAUCAAUAGAAUCAAGGAUCCUUCUACACACUUCCCUCUGCGGCCUUCUCUCUCAGGGGAGAAAUGCAGUGAAAGGAUCAGCUCAAUGGUGAGAGCUUGUUGGGAUGAAAACCCAGAGAGAAGACCAACGUUUUCCUCUGUGAAAAGAUUGUUAAGAGAAGCAAGCCCUGAAGGCCAUGUCAGUAUCUUGGACAACAUGGUGAAUAAACUGGAAAAGUAUGCCAAUCGCUUGGAGGAAGUCGUGGAAGAAAGGACAAACCAGCUGAUGGCAGAGAAGAGAAAGACGGACAAACUAUUGUCAUCACUGUUGCCUAGUUUCAUUGGAGAGCAGCUCAUUGCUGGGAAAUCAGUGGAGCCAGAGAGUUUUGAUUCUGUGACCAUCUGCUUCUCGGACAUUGUUGGGUUCACCAACUUGUGUUCUCUUAGCUCCCCCCUGCAAGUGGUCAGUCUUCUGAAUGACCUGUACAGCCUGUUUGAUAACAUUACUAAGACAUACGAUGUGUACAAGGUUGAAACCAUUGGAGAUGCCUAUAUGGUUGCCAGCGGCCUCCCCAUCCGCAAUGGGAUCAAGCACGUUGAGGAAAUUGCUACAUUGUCUUUGCACUUCCUCAGUGCAAUGAUCCCUUUCAAGAUAGGGCACAUGCCCGGAGAGAAGCUGAAGCUCCGUAUUGGCCUUAACACUGGCCCAGUUGUUGCAGGAGUGGUGGGAAUCACAAUGCCACGGUACUGCCUGUUUGGAGACACUGUUAAUAUGGCCUCAAGGAUGGAAAGUACCAGUUUGCCUUUUCGAAUCCAUGUGUCCAUGACCACUGCUAAUGCCCUGCAAUCCAUCGGAGGUUACAACUUGCAAGGAAGAGGCACCAUAAAAGUAAAGGGCAAAGGGCACCAACAAACCUUUUGGUUAAAAGGGAAAUCUGGGUUUAACGUGCCUCUACCAGAGUUCAGUGAUAACAUGGAGGGCAAUUUGCAGGGGCCUUUGCAGAUUCUCUGUGGGUCUGCAAAACCUUCAACACGAUCUGCGUUACUGUAAGGAACGUUGCAAAACCAAAAAAUCCCACAGAAAUGUCUUCUAAGGGGUACCUUUUUAGAAUAUGAAAUGAUCUGGAAUGAUUUCAUAGACUUCAUAGACAUUAGGGCUGGAAGGGACCUCGGAAGAUCAUCGAGUCCAGCCCCCUGCCCUAAGGGCAGGAAGUCAGCUGGGGUCAUAGGAUCCCAGCAAGAUAAGCAUCCAGUUUCAUCUUGAAGGUGUUCAAUGAAGGCGCUUGAACCACCUCCAGUGGCAGGCUUUAAUGACUUAAAUCCAUCUAUCUACUCUAAACCCAGCCUAGAAUAAUCUACCUAAGACUCUCUAUAGUAGUCUAUAAAAGCAAAAAACAAGUGUUUAGAUCGGAUACCAUCGUCUCUCAAGUCAACAUGGCAUAUUCUGCUUAUUACUUUAACCCAGGUUCUAGGAGGUUUCACUUUAAGUUAUUUAACCAUGUCAGCUCCUUUCAUCUGAUACUUUAAACCUGAAUAGAUUAAUAGUACCCUGAGUGAAGGAUAGAAUCUGAAAACUGUGAAUACACUGCAUGUAGUAUCAUCUGUGGUCCUCAGCAAUGAAUAAAUGUGCCAGGGAGUUUCAGUAGGAUGGUGACUUCGAUGUUUUAAUAGAGUAACUGCAGUGAUUUCUCUCCCUGUCAUUAGUUGAGUGUCAUGUUCCUGUGCUUUAUGUGGUAGAUUAACACUGAAAUGGUAAGGUAAGUUACUUUUCUUGCAAUAUGACAAACAGAAUAUGAUGUCACAACUAUGUCAGUAUGUAAAGGUCUCAGUCAGGCUACGAUUCACUGUCUUAAGCCCUGUGCAAGCACAUCAUUUACAGCAGCUCCUGCACUAAAGAAGUCAGUUCAAAACGAGAUGCAACAGGACUUGGAUACACGCAGCCUGGAUGGGAGGAGGAAGGAAACACAGAGGAAGGGAAAACGUAAUUGAUUGCUACGGCAUCGGUCACAAUAAUCUCAAAGAUGAAAUGAAAAAAAGGUGAAUACAUGAAAUGCCGGUUUGUAAAGGACAAUACUAAUGUGGGUAAUAACCGAGAUUCAGGGAGUGACUGUAUGCUUAUAAAAGAAUGAGAAAAGAAGAGAGAGAUUGGAGAGAGCAUUAGAAGGAAAAUAGAGCCUCAUGCUUCAGGGUGGAAGUGUAGCCUCUGACUACGGCAAAUUAACAUUAAAAUGUCAUACAGUGUUUAUCUCAGUGGCACACUGUGGGAAUAUUGGCACCUCUCUCUGAAGGAUCGGGACUGCUGGAAACAGGCUUGUGAUGCAGUGAUUCUUUUGUUUUUAUUUCUCUCGUGUUGUGGCUGUAUCGCAUGCAUAGAUGUAUGUAAACCGGGCACCUCUAUUAAUGGAGACCAAUAAAGAA